Eimeria acervulina is the source of this 4503-nucleotide messenger RNA. RefSeq lists its product as hypothetical. The record is from RefSeq and is a predicted model, not a curated record. Bases 1 to 4503 code for a protein of 1500 amino acids. The transcript has 4 exons. Lineage: Eukaryota; Apicomplexa; Conoidasida; Eucoccidiorida; Eimeriidae.
AUGCACCCCUCAGCCUACAGCCCUGGCCCUCUGUGGGGCGCCCCGCUAGCUUUCAGCUUGCGCGAGGAGGGCCCCCAAAGAGGGACCCCCUCGGCAGACAGCAGCUUGGGCCUCUUCCCUGGGGCUUCCGCAGCAGCAGCAGCAGCAGCAGCAGCAGCAGCAAGCAGCAGCAAGCUUCCCCCCUUCCCUCCCCGCAGCAGCAGCAGCCAGCCCUCACAAGGCAAUAACACAGGCCUGGGGCAUUGUCCCCAAGUCCGGCUGCUGUCUCUUUGUCUCCCCCCCAUCAAAAUAGAGAUGCCGCCUCUCCCCCCUUGCUCUGCCUCUUCCCAGCUCGCGCAUGCGGCUCAGCAGCCAUCAGCUUCUUCCGCAGCACCCGCGGAAGCAGGAGCAGCAGAUGCUGCUGCUGCUGCUGAUGCAGAAGAUAGGGGCUCAGAAGCUUUAAUGGGAGAUGAUUCCACCUGUUGCAAAGGCACCGCAGUUGCGGAUACACUGGAAGGGGCAUCUAACGGGGUUAUUUCGCCGAGUGGAGCUGCUGCUGGUGUCCCUGCAGCUGCUACAGGCGUUCCUGCUGCUGCUGCUGCUGCAUGCGCCCCUGCUGCUGCUCAAGGCCUUCCUCCUGCUGCUGGGAACGCUGCAGCAGGAGCUGCUUCAACCUCAUCAGCCGCUGCUGGCGCAGAUGGGGGGCCGCCUACACCCCAGCGCGUGUGGCCAGUGGCUCUCUGCUCUUUCUCAGCCAAAGGGUCUCGAUUUCAGGCGCAUGCAAUUGUGUGUUGUGUGCUGCGGGAGGAGGAGAUGGUGAAGGCAGCGAGAUGUAGGCUGUGGUAUAAGAAAAAGAGACAGACAGCAGCGCAGCAGCGGGGAGCUGCGCCUGGGGGGGCGGGGGAGUUGCUUCUCCCUGCUGAAGGCCAAACAGGAGAGGAGGAGCAGCAGCAAAAUUCAGACCUAUGCGGCGACUGCCCGUCAGCAGCAACGGUGGGGCUGCAGCAGCAACUUCAGAAAGACUGUGUAACCCCAACCAGCAGCAGCAGCAGCACUAGCAGCAGCAGCACCAGCAGGAGCGCCAAGGCCAUCAGCUUCUCACUGCAGCAGCUCCCCCUCGCUGUCUUCGUGGGGUUGGUAGCCGUGGGUACUUCACACGGCAGAAUUCUUUGCACUCCUCCCCCUCGCUGUCUCGUGCGCCGCUGCUACUGUUGCGGGAGCUGUCUGGCCACAAUUCGAGGCAAAACAACUCCAGUAGGCCCCACAACAACAACAGCAGCAGCAGCAGCAGCGUCGCAGGCAGAGGGCUCUGGAGAGACGGGACAGCAGCAAGCCGACAAACUCAAGACCGCCGGUGGCCUCAGCAGCAGAAAUAGCAGCGGCAGCAGCAGCAGCAGCAACAACGGCCUUACCAACAGCAACGGUAGUAAUAGUAGUAGUAGCAGCAGCAGUAGUUGUAGCAGUAGCAACAGUAGUAGCAGCAGCCGGAUCUCCUGUCCUACUGUGACCGCAGCGCGAGCUGCUCGAGGUGUCUCCUUUAUGGAGGUAGGGACUUUUGGAGCAGACAGUGGGGCAGUUGAUUAUGUGGAGUUAGUGAGGGGAACUCCGUGGGCCCCCCGCUCUGCCGCGCAGCAGCAGCCUGAGCUGCUGGUAUCCACGCAGCAACGUGACUUCUCGUGGCACUGGACAAGGGCCCCCACCUCUGCAGCACAUACACAGGGGCCCCCUAUGCUUCAGCGUGGGGCUGCCGGCUCUAGCGAGGGGCGGCCUUGCGGAGGGGUAGAGGCCGAAGCUCUUUGGCUAUUUGCAUGCAGCAAGGAGGCGGGGAUAAAGGUAUUCAGCGUAAGACUUAAGAUUCCCAAGCAGCCAAACGCCCUCUCUAACCCUUAUACUUCUCUGUCUUGUUGGAUCCUCGCAGUUCAGAGUGUCUGCGAGAACACGAAAAGCCUUAGAACGUUGCAUCUGCUUCCUGCUCAUAUCUGUGUCUCACCUUCUGGGGAGAGCCCCGUGCUGGCGGCGGAGGACCUCUCGAAGUUCGGUCGCUACGGCCUGCCGCGGCCGCAGCAUGUGCCAUUGGGAGGUUAUUUGCCUGUGCAGCAGCAGCAGUUUGCUGCAAUGCUGCUUUCUCCAGCGGAGUGUGCGCGUCUAGAGUUGCUGGUGGCGAGGCGGCCUUCUUUCUUGCAGCCUCUUGGGGGCCGGCGGUGGGUAGUUGUAGACGGGUCUGUGAUUCGAGUGGUGCAGAUGAAGAUUAGGGAGGCGACUCCUUCGCAGCGGAAAGCCACAAGUGCGGCUGAGGAGGAGCGCAUGCAUGCAACGUUGAUGGGGUCUCCGCUGGAUCAGCUGAGGCAGCUGCGGCGGCCUGUGGUAGAGCAGCCAGAGUUGCCUUGGUGCAUGCGUCCUCCUGCUCCUCCCGAGUUACAGUCGAUGCGGCUUUGUGUUUUUUCACAUCCACGUUCAGUUUAUCAAUGCGCGUUUGACGGGGUAAGGCGCCUGGUGACGAUUGAUCUACAGGAAGUGUUGAUGGUCUGGGACCUGCAGCGCUAUACAAAGCUCUUCGAGGUAGACCUCAUGGCCAGAGGCGAUAGACACACCGCAGCGCUUUCAGACAGCCAGGAGGACGAUGAAUACGGCAUUAUCAACAGGGAGCGUAUCUGUCGCAACAAAGACCAACUUGAAACUGACUCAGAGCAUGAACCCGUGGGCCGCAGCCUCGCAAGAAGGGGCCCCCACAGCAAUGGCGACCUCGCGGGUUCCUGCAGUUCCAAGGGGGCCCGCAAGGCCGGUAAGAUGAGUCUUAAGAAACAGUUCGGCACAGGGUGGAUGCAGCGACAGCUCCUCGCGCAUACUAAGACUGGGAAACAUCAUACAGCGCAUGCAUCACCGAUCGCCAUCACAAGACCUGCGGAAACGCAGGGCAGCCGUAGCCGUGAGCAGCAGGGAAACGGCGCUCUUGUUGGCGGUCUCUGGUUAAAUGCGAGCUCAUUGGAACCGGCGAUGCAGCUGCAGUUGCUCUAUGACGCACAGAAGGAAGCAGACACACACGCCAGGGCAACUGGAACGCACACCGAUACACCCGUAACCCACAAAGACCAACAGCAGGACCAGCAGCAGGUGGAAGCUGAGGAGUCCAGAGGAGAUAGUCCUGAAGCAGCCGAAGCGAAGGUGCCUCUUCUGGACAGCAGUGACGACGGGCGUCCCGUACCCCGGGUGAACGGCGCUUCCUUGGUGGCUGGGGGCUCUUCUGGCGAACUAGCAAAGGAACAUGAGCAGCCCGUUGUGGGGCCUCCUGGGGAGUCAACGGAGGGCGAGGUGGAUCCCGAGCUUGCGGCAGCAGUGGCUGUGUGCUACGCAGAUGAGUUUCCUCCUCUCGCCUCUCCCUUUUCUCUUGAAGUCUGCAUGAAUGGCAGAAAGAAAGAUUCGCCGACCCCCAGCUCCAUCAGGCCUUCGCCGCUGCAAUCGAAGAGGCAAACUGCGAAUCCCUCGGUUUGCAAAUCCUCUCCGACAGGCGCACUUAGCACCACAGCCCCUGAUGCGCAGCCCAGCGAGGAGAACGCAGCUGCUGCUGUGGGGGACCCAGGAGACUCCACUGCGGCUUCCAGACACAGGGUGGUGCCUUGCAGCAAGCAGUCGUUGUCUGCCGAGGAACAACCGAAGCAGCGGCCCUUAGGGCUUGAACCGCCAAAGAGUACCGGUGGGGCCGAUAGCAGCCGGCCAAGUUUUGCUGCUGUCGUUGCAGCAGGGGCCCCUUCAGGAGGAGCUGCCUGCCCACGCACAGGCUGGGCCUCGGGCCCCACAGAUGUUUCCUUCCUCGUUAGUUUGGUGGGGGAAGAGGGGGCCAGGGCGCUGCGCGAGAUGGCCGCGGCAAUGGGCAUGACUGCUGAGGAGCUGUACAUACAUCAGAUGGAACAAUGGGAAGAGCUGCAGCAGAGGAGUUGUGCGACAACGCACGCAUGCGGCAGGUCUGGCGGCCAAAACAGCGAAAAGAGAGCCGCGGGGUUCACAAACGCAAGCGCUGAAGAUGCGAGUCCUUCUGAUCUUCCGUCUGGCACUCAGCUGCUUCAGUUACCCUCCCCGCUGCCUUCUGCAGCUACAGCCCAAGACAAGCAGCAGCAGCCCGCGGGAGAAACUCUGUGCCCCGCUUCUGAUGUGGACUCUUCUAGGGCUUCCCAUAUCUCGGGAUCCCCUGCAGUGACGGCGAUGGCGAGUUCCAUCCAGGGGCCUCCCGCCGAUAGAUUUGAGCCAUCGCUGACUGCCUCUCCGCGCCUGCACCCUCUUCCUGGACCAAUGGUCCACAAUGGAGGAUCCCACACAGACAGUAGAAUGGUGGGGCUUCUCGGGAGGCAGCGGUAUAUAGCGCAGCUGGGCCCGAAUGCCCAGCAGCGGCACGUAGCGGCCGUGUGCGUCAGCGAAACCUGUCUGGCGCUGUUGUUCAAGAACUUGAAGACUUGGCAGAUUUGGACGUUUGCCCCCAAUGGGUCGACAACUGCACGGGCUUCGGAGGCAAUGACGGAGUGGAAUUCGUAG